AUGCGAAGCAAUCGCUCAACAUCGUCGUCUACGCUCGCUUCCCAUGGCGGCGAUGAUGGAUCAGGACGACAAACACUGCCGGACCUGUGGGCCUUCCUGGACGCCGACCUCAGGCCAACCUUUCUGGUACCAAUAAACGAGCUCGGAGAAUCUCCCUUUGAGUUAUUGUUCUGCAACGAGUCUCUUCGCUGUUCAGGCCUGGACAAAGAUAUAUUACGUGGGACAAAUGCUGCCGGCCAGUUUCGGGCAUGGUGCCAAGUUGUCGUCCAUUGGAGAGAUGAGUACAGUUUCGCAGGCAAGACGUGGUCGGCAUUCAAAAUACAGGGGCGGUGGAAAUGUAUCCGUGAAACCAAUCAGGUUCCAGCCAACGGAUUGAGCGCAAGAAGCGAGUAUCAGAAUGCUCACGCCGGCUUGGUGGGAAGUGAGAAGAUCGACCGCGAAGACGUCAAAAUCGCACACGCAAGAAUCGCCAGUCUAAAUAAGAUGAUGGAAAUGAGCGAUGUGGGAACGUUUGAGUAUACUCCCGAAGGAAAAUUGAUACGGGCAAAUGAAUCAUGGUACCGUCUAAGUCUGCAUCCCAACGGAGAAGAUCGCCACGCAGAUUUCUCCUUCAUGGACCUGGUUUAUCCCCCGGACGCCCCUUUAGUCCUCUCUCAGUGGAAUAAACUGGCUCAAGGGAUUCCAGUCACGUUCGAGAUGCGAUGGAAAGGAGAAAACUAUCGCAAAUCCUUAAAUUCGGACGAAAUCAAUGAUGUUCAGUGGGUGCUGUCUGCAUGUGUUCCCAUCCAGGACGAGGAUGGGAACCUUGUGAGCAUCGCCGGCAAUACGAUCGACAUCAACGCCCAAAAGAGGGUUCAAGAAGAGGCCCUCCAACGAGCAGAGGCUCUUGAAAGAGCGCGAAAAAGUGAGCGCAAAUUCUCAAGAUUUGCUCUCCUAGCACCGAUUGCCAUUUACAUCCUUGAUUCGCAUGGAAAGAUGACAUAUUGUAACAAUCGUUUCUUCGAGUUGACGGGACACCCAAGCGCAAGCGAUUACCCCAGCAUCGACUGGCAGCACCUGGUAUUCCCAGAGGACCAGCCCAUUCUCGACAACCAAUGGAAGACAUUACUGCACGAUAAGAAAAGAGUGCAGGCACAUUUCAGACUGAAGCAUACUUGGGAUCUUGGGCAUGGCACUCUGCGACAAGCUUGGAUCGAAAGCCAAGCAUUUCCGGAGCUAGAUCACAAGGGCAACGUUGUCUCAAUCUUUGCCACCAUGACCGACAUUUCGCGGUUCAAGUGGGCAGAGCAGAUACAGAGAACACGCAUUAAAGAGGCCCUCGAAGCGAAACAGAAACAUGAGAACUUCAUUGAUAUGACGUCACAUGAGAUGCGCAAUCCUCUCUCAGCCGUGAUCCAGUGCGCGGAUUCUACCUGUGAGUCUUUGAAGGGGGUACUAGGUCUCAUAUCCAAACCGCGACUGGCCGACAUCGCACUCAAACAGCGGCUGGACGAUGAGAUUCAGCAGUGCCUCGAUUCCCUGAACACGAUUAUAUCAUGUUCCAUUCACCAGAAACGUGUCAUCGACGAUGUACUCACGCUUUCGAAGAUGGAUUCGAACCUCUUGGCCAUUUCCCCGGUCAGAGCCGAACCUGCAGCUAUCGUUUCAGAAGCCGUUCAUAUGUUCGAGCUUGAGUGCAACAAAGAUGACAUCGAUUUGCGCUUCCUGGAAGAUCCAUCGCUACUUGUGUUGGGGGCUCAAUAUGUUAUGAUGGACCCAAGUAGAGUUCUCCAGAUCCUAAUUAACCUACUCACAAAUGCAAUCAACUUCACGCGUGAUCGACCAACUCGACAGAUCGAGGUUUCCUUAGGCGCAUGCAUGUCGCCACCUUCCGACGGGUUCCACCAGAUUCCGUUCGCCAGCGUAACAACAGAUUCAAGCGGGUUGCUUGAGAAGCAGGAAUGGGGAACAGGCCGCGAACUAUAUAUCUGGAUCCAAUGUCGCGACACCGGCUGUGGACUGAGCACGGAAGAGCAAGGCAACUUAUUCACCAGAUUUCAGCAAGCAACUCCACGAACACAUAUUCGCUAUGGGGGAAGUGGAUUAGGUCUCUUCAUAUCUAAGAAGCUAGCAGAGCUUCAAGGAGGUGCUAUUGGCGUCAGAUCGGAACCCAAUGUGGGUUCAACCUUUGCAUUCUUUGUUGCAACACGAACUGCACAACCAACGACACCACUGGCCGUCGACUCAAUUCAUGAGCUUUCUCUUAGGCGAACGUCUUCUGCAGGGCUGGUUUACCAAGACGAACCACACUACUCGGUGCUUAUUGUUGAAGACAAUGUGGUGAAUCAAAAAGUUUUGUCCCAGCAACUGCGAAAAGUAGGCUGUCGGGUAUAUGUGAGCAAUCAUGGCCGGGAAGCCCUAGAUUUCAUCCGCACCACGGAGUACUGGGCCUCUGAUGGUCGUCCAGCAGCACCCAUAAGGCUUUCGGUCAUUCUCAUGGAUAUCGAGAUGCCCGUAAUGGACGGGUUGGCCUGCACCAGGAGGAUAAGAAACUACCAGCAGACGGGCCACAUUGUCAAGCAUAUUCCAAUUAUGGCCGUGAGUGCCAAUGCAAGAAGCGAACAGGUGGCGCAGGCUAAAGAUGCCGGGGUGGAUGACGCGAUCUCGAAACCAUUCAGGAUACCCGAGUUAAUGCCAAAAAUCGAAGCGCUGGUAAGGUCCGACAGGUGUGUUACGCCUCCGCCAAUGACAUCUAGGCCGGGGUGA
Molecule: messenger RNA, 2745 nt
Organism: Neoarthrinium moseri
Lineage: Eukaryota; Fungi; Ascomycota; Sordariomycetes; Amphisphaeriales; Apiosporaceae
Exons: 3
Coding region: 1-2745 (914 amino acids)
Biological process (GO): phosphorelay signal transduction system; phosphorylation
Molecular function (GO): phosphorelay sensor kinase activity
Source: RefSeq, a predicted model, not a curated record